GCUGCCGAGAGCUGGGGAGAAGCCGCCCCAGCCAUGAGUCCCUGUGGGCAUCUGCUGGGGGCUGAGUGGCCCAGCGCCCUCCCAUUGCUGCGGCGGCUCUAGAGGGAGAGGUGAGCGCCGGGCAGCCCGCCCUCAGCCAGAGGUGCCAGGAGCCCCGGGCCUGUCAUGGUGGCCUUGUGUGGUCAGCCCGAGGCGCACCGGGUCGGGUUUGCGGCUGCGUCUGUUGUUCCGGUGCGGGAAGAAGAUGGGGAGUUACUUGUCUGUGCCAGCGUACUUCACCUCCAGAGAUCCCUUUAGGUGUUCAGAGUGCCAGGACUCCCUUACCAACUGGUACUAUGAGAAGGAUGGCAAGCUCUACUGCCACAAGGACUACUGGGGGAAGUUCGGGGAGUUCUGCCAUGGCUGCUCCCUGCUGAUGACGGGGCCCGUGAUGGUGGCUGGGGAGUUCAAGUACCACCCAGAAUGCUUUGCCUGUAUGAGCUGCAAGGUGAUCAUUGAGGAUGGGGAUGCGUACGCACUGGUGCAGCACGCUACUCUCUACUGUGGAAAAUGCCAUAAUGAGGUGGUGCUGGCGCCCAUGUUUGAGAGACUCUCCACAGAGUCCAUCCAGGACCAGCUGCCCUACUCGGUCACCCUCAUCUCCAUGCCGGCCACCACCGAGGGCAAACGAGGCUUCUCUGUGUCCGUGGAAAGUGCUUGUUCUAACUAUGCCACCACCGUACAGGUCAAAGAGGUCAACCGGAUGCAUAUCAGCCCGAACAACCGCAAUGCCAUCCACCCUGGGGACCGCAUCCUGGAAAUCAACGGGGCUCCUGUGCGCACGCUCCGAGUGGAGGAGGUGAAGGACACCAUUAGCCAGACGAGCCAGACGCUUCAGCUGCUGAUUGAGCAUGACCCGGUGUCCCAGCGCCUGGACCAGCUGCGGCUGGAUGCACGGCUCUCUCCCCACAUGCAGACCACUGGCCAUGCGCCCACCCUCAGCGCCCUGGACACCAAGGAGAACCUGGAGGGCACGCUGAGGAGACGCUCCUUGAGGCGCAGUAACAGCAUCUCCAAGUCCCCUGGACCCUGCUCCCCAAAGGAGCCCCUGCUGCUCUGCCGCGACAUCAGCCGUUCUGAAUCACUGCGCUGUUCCAGCAGCUACUCACAGCAGAUCUUCCGGCCGUGCGACCUCAUCCACGGGGAGGUCCUGGGGAAGGGCUUCUUCGGACAAGCCAUCAAGGUGACCCACAAAGCUACAGGCAAAGUGAUGGUGAUGAAGGAGUUAAUCCGGUGUGAUGAGGAGACCCAGAAGACCUUCCUGACUGAGGUGAAGGUCAUGCGCAGCCUGGACCACCCCAAUGUGCUCAAGUUCAUCGGGGUGCUGUACAAGGAUAAGAAGCUGAACCUGCUCACAGAGUACAUCGAGGGAGGCACGCUCAAGGAUUUCCUGCGCAGCGUGGACCCAUUCUCCUGGCAGCAGAAGGUCAGGUUUGCCAAGGGCAUCGCCUCUGGAAUGGCCUAUCUGCACUCCAUGUGCAUCAUCCACCGGGACCUGAACUCGCACAACUGCCUCGUCAAGCUGGACAAGACUGUGGUGGUGGCCGACUUCGGGCUGUCGCGGCUCAUAGUGGAAGAGAGGAAAAAGCCCCCUGUGGAGAAGGCUUCCUCCAAGAAGCGCACCUUGCGCAAGAAUGACCGCAAGAAGCGCUACACGGUGGUGGGCAACCCCUACUGGAUGGCCCCAGAGAUGCUGAACGGGAAGAGCUACGAUGAGACUGUGGACGUCUUCUCCUUUGGGAUCGUCCUUUGUGAGAUCAUCGGGCAGGUAUACGCCGAUCCUGAUUGCCUGCCCCGUACACUGGACUUCGGCCUCAAUGUGAAACUUUUCUGGGAGAAGUUUGUCCCCACAGACUGUCCCCCGGCCUUCUUCCCUUUGGCUGCCAUCUGCUGCAAACUGGAGCCUGAAAGCAGACCAGCAUUCUCCAAACUGGAGGACUCCUUUGAGGCCCUGUCCCUGUACCUGGGGGACCUGGGCAUCCCGCUGCCCGCAGAGCUGGAAGAGCUGGACCACACCGUGAGCACGCAGUAUGGCCUCAUCCGAGACUCACCGCCCUAG
Molecule: messenger RNA, 2098 nt
Organism: Elephantulus edwardii (Cape elephant shrew)
Lineage: Eukaryota; Metazoa; Chordata; Mammalia; Macroscelidea; Macroscelididae
Gene: LIMK2
Product: LIM domain kinase 2
Exons: 15
Coding region: 245-2098 (617 amino acids)
Biological process (GO): protein phosphorylation; actin cytoskeleton organization
Cellular component (GO): nucleus; cytoplasm
Molecular function (GO): ATP binding; protein binding; protein serine/threonine kinase activity
Source: RefSeq, a predicted model, not a curated record